This is a messenger RNA of Oldenlandia corymbosa var. corymbosa, 2142 nucleotides long. NCBI's taxonomy places the organism in Eukaryota, Viridiplantae, Streptophyta, Magnoliopsida, Gentianales, Rubiaceae. The record is from the annotation of a GenBank genome assembly.
AUGACUCCUGAGAUUCUUCAGCAGAAGGAGAACGCUGCGGUGUUGGAUUUGGGAUUCUUCGUCGGUGACUUGACCGCCGGCGUCGGCGACGACCUUGAUGAUGCUGCUAGUGAGGAUAUAUCAUUGGAGGGGUUAGAGCAAGAGCUCCUGGAAUGCAAGGACGAUCAAGUAGUGGCAGAUAUUCUUUCCAAAGGCACAAAACUUAGGGAAUAUACCAAGGGUGUCGAGAGCAAUCUGCGCCAAGUCGAAUUGGACUCCAUUGAGGACUACAUUAAGGAGAGCGACAAUUUGGUCUCACUUCAUGAUCAAAUUCGUGAUUGUGACAUUAUCCUCUCGCAGAUGGAGACCCUACUCAGUGGCUUCCAGGCUGAGAUAGGCUCUAUAAGUUCGGACAUAAAAGUUCUUCAAGAGAAGUCGAUGGACAUGGGACUGAAGCUCAAAAACCGUAAGGUAACAGAGUCAAAGUUGGCCAAAUUUGUUGAAGACAUUAUUGUCCCACCAAGGAUGAUCGACAUUAUUGUUGAUGGAGAGGUUAAUGAUGAGUACCUGAGGACUCUAGAGAUUUUAAGCAAGAAACUGAAAUUUGUUGAAAUGGAUUCUACAGUUAAAACUUCGAAAGCUUUAAAAGAUGUUCAGCCUGAAUUAGAGAGGCUUCGGCAGAAAGCAGUGACUAAGGUUUAUGACUUUAUGGUUCAAAAACUCUAUGCUUUGCGGAAACCCAAAACAAACAUCCAGAUUUUGCAACAGGGUGUUCUUUUAAAGUACAAGUACAUUACGUCAUUCCUUAAAGAACAUGGAAAGGAGGUGUAUCUUGAAGUUCGUGCUGCAUAUGUUGACACAAUGAACAAGGUCCUCAGUGCGCAUUUUCGUGCUUACAUUCAAUCCUUGGAGAAACUGCAGCUGGAUAUAGCAACAUCUAGUGAUUUGAUUGGUGUUGAGGCUAGAAGCAGUAGUCUGUUCUCUAUAGGAAGAGAGCCCUUGAAGAAUCGGUCUGCAGUUUUUGCUCUUGGAGACAGGAUAAAGAUUCUAAAGGAAAUAGAUGAACCUGCACUGAUACCUCAUAUAGCUGAAGCUAGCUCCAAAAAGUAUCCUUAUGAAGUCCUUUUCAGAAGCUUGCAUAAGCUGCUUAUGGAUACCGCAACAUCAGAGUAUGAAAUUUACCUUUUUCUGUUUCUUGAUGUACAGCUGUACCACAAUUCUCUGACUAAAAGUCCAUCUACUACUUCCGGUCUUUCAGGGCCAUUUGCUGUAAUUGAUGAGCAUUUCAACUCCAUCCUUCCAAAUUUUUAUGAUGCAAUUGGUCUGAUGCUUAUGAUCAGAAUUAUACACCAGCAUCAGCUUACAAUGUCGAGGCGUAGAAUUCCAUGCUUGGAUUCAUACUUGGACAAGGUGAAUAUCGCGUUGUGGCCUCGUUUCAAGAUUGUAUUUGACAUGCAUCUCGGUAGUAUGCGCAAUGCAAACAUCAGGAGUUUGUGGGAAGAUGAUGUCCAUCCUCAUUAUGUCAUGAGGCGCUAUGCAGAAUUUACUGCAUCACUCAUCCACCUGAAUGUCGAGUAUGGAGAUGGUCAGCUCGAACUCAAUUUGGAGAGAUUGAGAAUGGCUAUUGAUGACUUGAUCAACAAACUUGCGAAGACAUUCCCAAAAGCAAAGUUGCAGACAGUGUUCCUAAUUAACAAUUAUGACAUGACAAUUUCUGUGUUGAAGGAAGCAGGUCCAGAGGUAGGGAAAAUCCACCUAUAUUUUGAAGAUCUGUUAAAGAACAAUAUUGCUAUAUUUGUGGAAGAAUUGCUCUUGGAACAUUUCAAUGACCUGAUAAAGUUUGUGAAAACCCGAGCCUCCGAGGACCCAAAUGCUGUGUUGGAGAGGCCCAUAACCGUGACCGAAGUGGAGCCUCUCGUGAAGGACUUUGCGAGUAGAUGGAAAACAGCCAUAGAAUUGAUGCACAAUGACGUGAUCAAAUCGUUCAGCAACUUCCUGUGUGGGAUGGAUAUAUUAAGGGCUGCUUUGACUCAGCUGCUUCUCUACUACACCAGACUUUCGGAAUGCAUUAAAAAGAUAAACGGUGGCUCUGCAUUAAGCAAAGACCUAGUGUCAAUUCAGUUAAUACUGUACGAAAUCAAGAAAUACUCGAGGACUUUCUAA